Eucalyptus grandis is the source of this 1458-nucleotide messenger RNA. RefSeq lists its product as uncharacterized. Bases 231 to 1130 code for a protein of 299 amino acids. The record is from RefSeq and is a predicted model, not a curated record. The transcript has 2 exons. Lineage: Eukaryota; Viridiplantae; Streptophyta; Magnoliopsida; Myrtales; Myrtaceae.
UAGAUUGAUGGACGGGCGGAGGGGUGUUUGGAGACAUGCAUCAGAGGCCGUGUGGGAUUCCAGAUCGACCCGUGUCUUGACCAGAUAAUGUCCGAGCGUUCGUGGGAUGAGUUUCUGGGACUGUUCUCUCUUGACCAAAUUUGAGUGGGACAUCGAGUGACUGUGAAAGAACGCAGGAGGGAUUCCGAAGUUACUGAAUUGUGAAGUGUUCUCUGCUUUUCUAUGUCAAAAUGAGAGAUUUCCCUUCUUGUUUUGGUGAAAAUGGAGUGCAAGUUGCCGAUUCUUCGUCUUCGAACGCCGCGAGAAAUGCGCAGAAUUUGGUCACUCGGGUUUACCAGUGCCGAUUGCGCGGCCGCUCUUGUUUAAUCACCAUCACAUGGAGUAAGCACAUGAUGGGUCAAGGCCUGAGUGUUGGGAUUGACGAUUCCUCGAACCAGUGCUUGUGUAAGGUGGACAUAAAGCCUUGGUUGUUCUCUAAGAGAAAAGGGUCCAAGAGUUUAGAAGCUUAUUCCUGUAAAAUCGACAUAUACUGGGACCUUUCCUCAGCGAAAUUUGGAUCUGGGCCCGAACCACUGGAGGGGUUCUAUGUGGGUGUCGUCGUCGAUCGGCAAAUGAUCUUGCUUUUGGGGGAUUUGAGGAAAGAAGCUCUCAAGAAGACAAAUGCUGUGCCGGUGCCUUCGAAUGCUUAUUUUCUUGCGAAGAGAGAGCAUGUUUUCGGUAAGAAGAUGUUUGUCACGAAGGCGCAGUUCUGUGAUAAUGGUCAAACUCAUGACUUGGUAAUCGAAUGUGACACGAGUGGUGUAAAUGAUCCGUGUCUCCUGAUUCGUGUAGAUAGUAAGUCCGUGAUGCAGGUGAAGCGGCUGCGGUGGAAGUUUCGGGGAAACCAUACCAUUUUGGUUGAUGGUUUGGCAGUAGAAGUUUUCUGGGAUGUUCAUAAUUGGCUGUUUAAUCCGUCUAGUGGAAAUGCUGUUUUCAUGUUCAAGACAUGCCUAUCAGCGGAGAAGUUAUGGAAUAGCCAGCCCUUCUCCGAGCCGAAUGCGUUGCAGUGGUCCUUCUCGCAAAGAUUUUUGGACUCAAAGUCCCAAGGCCUUAGCUUCUCGCUGAUUUUGCACGCAUGGAAGAAUGAGUAGAUAGGUUGAGGAAAUCCUCGCGGAAUACUGACAAAAGGAGCUUCUGAAGAGUUGUUUUUGCCCCACUCUUAUCAAUUAUGUGAUUGAAUUACACCUUUAAUUUUAUUGAAAUGGGUCCAUUUAUUCUCUCUUGUUUUCUUUGUUUUUUUCUUUUUCCCAGUCUCUUUUCUCCUGUUGCUAUUUUUUCACUUUUGUGUGAGUACUCGAAUGUUACUCAAGCAAUUUAAAUAGAUUAGAGGAAGUUUACUUGUUCGGAGUUGUCUGUAUAUUCCUCAAGUACUUUGGAAACUUUUGUAUAAUCUAUGAAGCUUUAAGUUUCCUUGCAGAA